CAAUUUGCCCACAGACAACAUGACUCGUGAAGAAAUGGAAGAGAUCUUUUCAAAAUAUGGCAAGAUCAGGGCCCUCAGCAUGUACCAUGGCUAUGGGUUCGUGCAGUAUGACCGCCUGGAGGACGUCCAGGCCGCUCUGGAAGGGGAGAAGGGCCGCCUUUAUAAAGGGUAUAGAUUAGAUAUUAAGCAAGCAGUGGAAAGAAGAAAUAUGAGUAAGGCUUCAUCAAGGUCCAGCCCGGCACGAAGGGAGCCGUUUGCCUAUGGGGAUGGCCGAGAUGCCAGGCGCGACCGCUCCCCUCUGCGGGGCAGCCCGCACAGGGACGGCCGGGACGGCCGGAACGGGCGCGACAUCAGAGACCCUCGAGACAUGCGAGCUAGAGACAUGCGUGACCACAGAGACCCCCGGGACCUGCGAGACCCACGGGAUGUCAGGGACCCGCGAGACCUGCGAGACCCUCGUGACAUGAGAGACAUUCGGGACCCUCGUGAGCCCUUCUAUGAUCGAUACAGGGACCCGCGGGACAUGAGGAACCCACGAGAUGUGAGGGACCCACGGGACAUGAGGGAUCCAUGGGAUAUGAGAGACCCUCGGGACCCUCUGUACAGGCGAGAGGAAUCUUACGACCGCUACCUUCGUCUGGAUGACUACUACAGGCGCAAGGACGAGUCCUGCUAUGAGCGCUACAAGGAGCCCUUCGACAGGGCACCGGGGGGCUCGGAAGGUGAGAUGCCCCUUGGAGACCGUCUGAAGCGGGAGGAGCGGCGCCGGGAGGAGCUCUACCGGCAGUACUACGAGGAAAUCAAGAGGCGCUUCGAUGCGGAGAGGCCUGUGGACUGUUCUGUGAUAGUGGUGAAUAAACAGACAAAGGAGUAUGCAGAGUCGGUGGGGCGCAAGGUGCGGGACCUGGGCAUGGUGGUGGACCUCAUCUUCCUCAAUACAGAGAUGUCCCUGACACAAGCUCUGGACGAUGUGAGCAGAGGAGGAUCUCCUUUUGCUAUUGUCAUCACCCAGCAGCAUCAAGUUCACCGCUCUUGCACAGUUAACAUCAUGUUUGGCACCCCACAAGAGCACCGCAACAUGCCCCAGGCCGAUGCCAUGGUGCUGGUGGCGAGGAACUACGAGCGCUACAAGACAGAGUCUCGGGAGAAGGAGCGGGAGGAGAUCGCCCGGCAGGCUGCCAAGAUGGCAGACGAGGCUGUGCUGCAGGAGCGGGAGCGCCCUCCCCCCUUGGAGGAGGGGGUCAGAGGAGGGCACCCACCGGGCAUCCAGACGCUGCUGAACCUGCUGGCGGAUAACCGCUACCUCACAGCCGAGGAGACUGACAAAGUCAUCAACUACCUGCGGGAGCGCAAGGAGCGGCUGCUGAGGGGCAGCUCGGAGCCUCUGCAGGCACCCAUGUCAAGACAGUCUUUAGGGGCACCUUCAGGAUCAUCUCUGGGUGGUCAGUCCAGCCUUCCAAGCUCUCAGGCUCAUCAGGGUUCGCAGCCUCUGGCCUCUGCUCCAUCUGUGCCAGUGUCCUCUUCUACUCCCCAGCAGGAGCUUCAAGCAAAAAUCCUCAGUCUCUUCAACAGCGGAGCGGCAGCGGCAGCAGCUGCGGUGGCCAACAGCAGCCCUGCAGCCUCUGCAGGCACGGCAGGUGCCACUCCCAACCAGAACUUUGCUGGCGUGGCUGGCCCUCAGGCUCAGCAGAGGUUGCAGACUCCGAGCACGCAGCUUCCUGCUCUCCAGGGCCCUUCAAGAAAUGCAGGUCCACGGCCUGGAGCUCCCCCACCACCUCAGCCGCUCUAUGGUCAGCACCAAAAUCGCCUGCCAGCACCUGGCAACAUACCUGCUCAGAGGCCAGUAUCUUCUGGUAUCAAUUUCGACAACCCCAGUGUACAGAAAGCCUUGGACACCCUCAUCCAGAGUGGUCCUGCGCUCUCCCACCUUGUGAGCCAGACCGUGGCCCAGGGGCGAGCAGGGCCUUCAGCCCAGCAACCCAUGGGCUCCUUCCAGCGGCAUUACUAAAUCUGAGCAGCCAGGCCCUUUCCCCUCCCCUUGGCCAUUCCACACUUAGAGCUGUUUGAAAAGUUUCCCAGCCCUGGCACAGGACAGAUACCCCUGGAUUUGCAUGUCCUCUCCUCUUUGGUGAGGGUGCCCCUGGUGCUGCUGAGUGCUACCAGUGCUGCCCUGCCUCUCCUCAGGCUGCCUCU
This is a messenger RNA of Indicator indicator, 2193 nucleotides long. It is a transcript of the gene NCOA5, whose product is annotated as nuclear receptor coactivator 5. Gene Ontology annotation, biological process: regulation of signal transduction. Gene Ontology annotation, cellular component: nucleoplasm. Lineage: Eukaryota; Metazoa; Chordata; Aves; Piciformes; Indicatoridae. Gene Ontology annotation, molecular function: RNA binding. The coding region runs from base 20 to 2008 and encodes 662 amino acids. The record is from RefSeq and is a predicted model, not a curated record. The transcript has 10 exons.